CCAUCUCACCCAUCGGCCAUCACCUCUCUCACAAACCUGCUACCACUUACUUCUUCCAAAUUUAGUUUUCACUCUCUUAACUAAACCUUCUCACAAAUGGCAUCCGUAUCCGUCGAGGAGAUUAGGAAUGCCCAAAGGGCUAAGGGGCCGGCCACCAUCCUCGCUAUUGGCACCGCCACGCCGGCCAACUGUGUCAACCAGGCUGACUAUCCUGACUUUUACUUCCGUAUUACUAAGAGCGAGCACAUGACAGAGCUCAAAGAGAAGUUCCAGCGCAUGUGUGACAAGUCCAUGAUUAAGAAGCGCUACAUGCAUCUAAACGAAGAGAUUUUGAAGGAAAAUCCCAACAUGUGUGCCUACAUGGCUCCAUCCCUCGACGCUCGCCAGGACAUCGUCGUUGUGGAGGUUCCAAAGCUCGGCAAAGAAGCCGCAGCAAAGGCGAUCAAAGAAUGGGGACAACCGAAAUCAAAGAUCACCCACCUCAUCUUCUGCACAACCUCUGGUGUUGACAUGCCCGGUGCCGACUACCAACUCACCAAACUCCUUGGUCUCCGUCCUUCCGUUAAGCGUUUCAUGAUGUACCAACAAGGCUGCUUCGCCGGUGGAACGGUGCUCCGUCUCGCCAAGGACUUGGCUGAGAACAACAAGGGUGCCCGUGUUCUCGUCGUGUGCUCUGAAAUCACCGCCGUGACUUUCCGUGGGCCAACUGAUACCCACUUGGACUCAUUGGUAGGACAGGCACUUUUCGGUGACGGUGCAGGAGCAUUGAUUGUCGGUUCGGAUCCCGAUACAUCCAUUGAGCGUCCUCUGUACCAGCUUAUUUCAGCUGCACAGACAAUUCUCCCUGAUUCUGACGGUGCAAUUGAUGGACAUUUGCGUGAAGUUGGUCUCACAUUCCAUUUGCUGAAAGAUGUUCCCGGGUUGAUCUCCAAGAACAUUGAGAAAAGCCUUGUUGAAGCAUUCACUCCAAUCGGCAUUAACGACUGGAACUCAAUUUUCUGGAUUGCUCACCCCGGUGGCCCCGCAAUUCUCGACCAGGUCGAGCUCAAACUGGGACUGAAAGAAGAAAAACUGAGGGCUACCCGACAAGUUCUAAGUGAUUACGGUAACAUGUCAAGCGCAUGCGUGUUGUUUAUCCUGGAUGAGAUGAGAAAGAAGUGUGUUGAAGAAGGCAAGACUACCACAGGUGAAGGGCUAGACUGGGGUGUUCUUUUCGGGUUCGGGCCGGGUCUGACCGUCGAGACCGUCGUUUUGCACAGUGUUCCUCUUGCUCCGGCAGCCGCCCACUGAAUCCCAU
Molecule: messenger RNA, 1297 nt
Organism: Pistacia vera
Lineage: Eukaryota; Viridiplantae; Streptophyta; Magnoliopsida; Sapindales; Anacardiaceae
Product: chalcone synthase 2
Exons: 2
Coding region: 97-1290 (397 amino acids)
Biological process (GO): polyketide biosynthetic process
Molecular function (GO): acyltransferase activity, transferring groups other than amino-acyl groups
Source: RefSeq, a predicted model, not a curated record